UCGCGGCCCCGGGGGAGGGGAUCCCGAAGAUCCCAGAGGAUCCCAUGGAUGCCCCGAUCCCACAGGAGAUCCAGGGGCUCCUGGAAGAGGCCGAGGAUUUCCUAAGCCGGGCUUUGCGGGAGGAGCCGCUCAGCGCGCGGGCGCGGGCGCGGCGCGACGCCAUCCUCCGCUCCUUCCAGCGCCUCGGAGCCAGGUACCACCUGGAAUUCCCAUCCCGAGGAGGGGACGAGCAUGAUGGACAUGACGGCUCCGAGGAAAAUCCCAGCUGGAAUUUUGGCCCUUCCCGGAUUUCUCCGGCCUCGUUCCCGACAGAAUUCCAGGAUGAGGGCCUGGAGGAGACCCCCCGGCCCAUCCAGGAUUCCUGGAAUAUUUUGAAGCAAGGAUACCUGGAGAAAAGAUCCCGAGAGCCCAGCUUUUUCGGCUCCGAGUGGCACAAGCGCUGGUGCGUCCUCACCCAACGGAAUUUCCUCUACUACGCCAACGAAAAAAGCAAGCAGCCCAAAGGCUCCUUUCCCAUCGAGCGCUACCAGGCCCACCUGGAUUCCCAGCUCCGGAAAGAUUCCCGGAAAAAAUGCUGCUUCCAGCUGCUCUGUCCCGGAAAACGCUCCUAUGAGUUCACAGCUCCGAGCCCGGCCGAGGCCCAGGAUUGGGUGGAGCAGAUCCAGUUCCUCCUGAGGGACCUCAGCUCCCUGACCAUUCCCUGCGAUGAGGAUGAGGAGGAGGAGGAGGAAGAGGAAGAGGAGGAUGAGGAGGAGGAAGAGCUCUCCAAGGACCGGGACAGCUCCGAUUCCAUGAACAAUUCCCAAAAUUCCACCCUGAAUCCAGAGGAGCCGGAGCUGGAAGGCGACGACAUCUACGAGGUGCUGCCAGAUGAGGAGCUGGAGCCGCCAUUCCCGGAGGAUGAGGAGAAUUUCGGGAGCGAGGAGGAAAAUUCCGACUGGGAUUACUCCAAUUAUUACCAGGGAUUGUGGGAUUGCACCGGAGACAAUCCCGAUGAGCUCUCCUUCCAACGGGGCGACCUCAUCCGCAUCCUCAGCAAGGAGUACCCCGGGCACGGGUGGUGGGUCGGGGAGCUCGGCCAGGAAAUCGGGAUCGUGCCCAGGGAAUUCCUGGCGCCCGCCUUCGACCUGGAGCAGUGACGGGACAGGCGGGACCGGGAACGGCGGCAUGGGGACAACGCCAGCCCGGCCCACGGCAUUCCCUGGAUCCCAAAUCCCACAAAUCCCACAAAUCCCACGGGAUUCCCGCAGCAGAGCCACGGGUUUUAUCCCAAAAAUCCCCCCCGGAGCCAUUCCACGGGGAAACUGAGGCACGCAUCCUGCUUUUCCCAAAAAUCCCAAAUCCCCUGGAGAUCUCCUGCUCACCAUCCUGCUUUUCCUGGGUCAAUCCCAAAUGCCCUGGAGAUCCCAAAUCCAGGUGUUCCCCUAUCCCAAAUCCAGGUGUUCCCCUGUCCCAAAUCCAGGUGUUCCCUUAUCCCAAAUCCAGGUG
This is a messenger RNA of Onychostruthus taczanowskii (white-rumped snowfinch), 1488 nucleotides long. It is a transcript of the gene SKAP1, whose product is annotated as src kinase associated phosphoprotein 1. The transcript has 13 exons. The record is from RefSeq and is a predicted model, not a curated record. Gene Ontology annotation, cellular component: plasma membrane; cytoplasm. Bases 45 to 1139 code for a protein of 364 amino acids. Gene Ontology annotation, molecular function: protein binding. NCBI's taxonomy places the organism in Eukaryota, Metazoa, Chordata, Aves, Passeriformes, Passeridae.